AUGAAACGACCAACGGUAAAUCCUAAAUCGUUCAAGUCGAAAUUCAAAGAAAACAAUUACAACAACAACGAAGAAGCUUUGCUGGACUAUGACGCUGGUGUUUCCCUAGCGAUGAUCAAGAUCUAUCAGAAGUCAGCGUUUUUCCCGUCAUCUGAACAGUUAUCUAAAUGUAAAAAAACUACAGGUAACCACAACGCAAUCCUUUUACAAACUUUCCAGGAAUGGACUGACCACGUUAAUAAAGACAAGCAAGCUGCUUAUCAUCUUGAGAUUGUUAACGAUCUGGUACCAAUAACUAAAUGGUACAAGGAAUCUAUACGGCAAGGAAAUGGCUUUUCUGUUGAAGGGGUCUGGAUGUUGUGCCCUGCACUCUUUUGUCAAGUGGGAAAAAUCAACUACCGCGACGAAUCUUUUACACAAAUAGUGAACUCAAUUGCAAAAUGGCCACUCGCGUACAGAAAACUAUACCAACAGAACCGAACAAUCAACUUAAGCGGUAAUGUUGGAAGACAGCUUGCUGGUGAUGAGUGGGUAGAGGAAUACUUGGUACGACCUGUCAAGCAAUUCGCUCGCGCCCAGUCAUCGUUUAAUAUGGUUGAGUUAAUGUCAUGCAGCAUCAAUCUACUUGAAAUGAACAGGGCAAUGUAUAGAAGUAGAGAGGCUUUCAACAUCCAUGCUACGAAAAAACAUAAAACACCCAGUUCUGCCUUGGACCAGAUGAAAGUCGCACAAUUUGCGUUGAAGGAGAAGUGGUUUAAGGGGAAAGAUAGAACAUCUGUGAAGAGGUACCCUUGA
This is a messenger RNA of Paramuricea clavata, 795 nucleotides long. The record is from the annotation of a GenBank genome assembly. NCBI's taxonomy places the organism in Eukaryota, Metazoa, Cnidaria, Anthozoa, Malacalcyonacea, Plexauridae.